UUGUGUAUUUCAACGGCCAUGGCUUCGGUUAGGAGCUUCGACAAAUGGACCGUUGAUCAUCGUCAUCUUCUUCAACCCUCUGCAAAACCCACCGCAAACCAAGCACAGUGUCCAAAGCAGGUUGUUUUUCCAAUACCCAUUUCGAGAAGGUCCGCAAUUCUGAUUUCUUCUCUGCCUUUCAGCCUCAUUUCGCACUCUCCACCAUCAGAGGCCAGAGAGCGACGCAAAAAGAAGGCCAUCCCUCUUGAAGACUACCUCACUAGCCCUGAUGGCUUAAAAUACUAUGACGUGGUUGAGGGAAAGGGUCCAGUAGCUGAAAAAGGAUCAACAGUUCAGGUGCACUUUGACUGUAUGUACCGUGGGAUUACGGCUGUGUCAAGUCGAGAAUCUAAACUCUUAGCCGGAAAUCGUAGUAUCUCCCAGCCAUACGAGUUCAAAGUUGGAGCUCCUCCAGGCAAAGAAAGGAAGCGUGAAUUUGUAGACAACCCAAAUGGUUUGUUUUCUGCACAGGCAGCACCAAAACCGCCGGCGGCUAUGUACUCAAUAACCGAAGGGAUGAAAGUAGGGGGAAAGCGAACUGUGCUUGUUCCUCCAGAGGCUGGAUAUGGCCAAAAGGGAAUGAACGAGAUCCCACCUGGAUCUACAUUUGAACUAAAUAUUGAGCUUUUGCAAGUAGUACUCCCUGCUUGAAAGUAAGCUUGUUCUGCGCCAUGAGAAGCUCAUGGUGAUUGAAUCUCUCCCUUUGUUGGUUUUGAUUGGAACGACUGCAAUCUUGUUCCAAAUGGCAAUAGUUUCAGCUAAUGAUUCUUUUGUAUGAAGAACAGAAGAAGCAUAAGUUUCACCUAGGGUCCAGCUUGUUUAGGUAUCUACAUUGUCUGUGUACAAUUGGGACAACCAUUUUAGCUGUUCCUGCACGCAUAGUCGCAUACGGUUUUGAUUGAGAUUGUAUAAAAUUAUUAACAUUAAUUCCUACAAGAUUAUGAAUUUCUUUUUCAUAUGUUUUACUGUGCUUGUUAACACGUAACAUCAUAGAAUGUCAUGAAAUGCCUUGCAAAUACAUACAAAAGAUAUACGUGUAUAAAGAACCACGCAAAUGGAAGAAUUAAUAUAUAUGUA
Corylus avellana is the source of this 1116-nucleotide messenger RNA. Its product is annotated as FKBP-like peptidyl-prolyl cis-trans isomerase family protein. Gene Ontology annotation, molecular function: peptidyl-prolyl cis-trans isomerase activity. Lineage: Eukaryota; Viridiplantae; Streptophyta; Magnoliopsida; Fagales; Betulaceae. Gene Ontology annotation, cellular component: chloroplast thylakoid lumen. The record is from RefSeq and is a predicted model, not a curated record.